This is a messenger RNA of Passer montanus (Eurasian tree sparrow), 4558 nucleotides long. RefSeq names its product ring finger protein 169 (gene RNF169). The coding region runs from base 608 to 2101 and encodes 497 amino acids. The transcript has 5 exons. NCBI's taxonomy places the organism in Eukaryota, Metazoa, Chordata, Aves, Passeriformes, Passeridae. The record is from RefSeq and is a predicted model, not a curated record. Gene Ontology annotation, molecular function: nucleosome binding; ubiquitin-protein transferase activity. Gene Ontology annotation, biological process: double-strand break repair. Gene Ontology annotation, cellular component: site of double-strand break; nucleus.
CAGGUUCCCUGUGCCUGAGUCCUGCCUUUGCUCCUGGCACUCAGGUUCCCUGUGUCGGAGUCCUGCCUUUGCUCCUGGGACUCAGGUUCCCUGUGCCUGAAGCCUGGGUUUGUUCCCGGGACUCAGAUUCCCUGUGACAUCCCCAGGCUGUUCCUUCACCCCUGUGUUUACAUCCUCCCAGUGCUCCCUGAUUGCUUAACUGCUUGUCAAGGACUCUUGAGAAUCUCAAAGGAAACUCGGGAAGUGCAAAGUGGGAUUGCGUGGCCAUCCUCCUCCUGAUGUUUCUCUGUGUUAAACAGAGCUGUGAUAGCAAUAGCAGAAUAUAAACAUCUGGGGUUGAAGAAGUGCUGCAGAAGCUCUUGUGCAGCCUGUGGAGAUCUCACCCUUUUUGGGAAAUAAUGGCCAGCACCAGUUAUCCUCCACUAAAAAAUAUCUCCUUUUUUUUCCUCUUUUCUUUCCAGACUUUAUAUUCAGAGCACCCAUCAAAUUGAGCAAAACAGGAGAACUCCGAGAAGAAUAUGAAAGCCAGCUAAGGAAGCUGAGAGAAGAGAAACUGCAAGAAGAAAAGACAUCUGAGGAUCUGAUUCACAAGUUCAUCCUAGAUGACAUGGACGUAGGGAAAAGAAGAAUGGAGGAACAGCAGAAAAAAGAUGAAUCUGUAGUGCUGAAAGGGAACCAAGACUGUUUUCCUGAACGUCUCUCGGACUCCGAGAAUGAAGAACCAUUCCAGGGCAAGCAAACACACCGGUCAGCUUUUGUUUCCAAGACCAGUGCUUACUCCUUUGCUUUCCUUUCAGGGAAUUUAACCUCCAAGGUGGAGAGGAGUCGGAGCUGCAACGACACCAUUCAGGAGAGAUCCAAGAGCAGGCAGAGAUCAGCCCCAGCCACCAAAGCAAAGGUGCUGCCGGUGCCGGGCGCCUCGGCGCCGCUGCUGGGGGUGCUGUCGUGCGCGCAGAACCACCGCUGCCUGUCGGCCCCGGAGCUGACGGCUGAGCGGCGCCUGCUGCUCAGCGCAGUGUCCUCCCUGUCGGCCCUGCACCGCCCGGAGCGCUCCAUCAGCCCCGAGAGCAACGACAGCAUCUCCGAGGAGCUCAACCACUUCAAGCCCAUCGUCUGCUCCCCGUGCACCCCCCCGAAGAGGCUGCCCGACGGCAGAGUGCUCAGCCCCCUCAUCAUCAAAUCCACCCCCAGAAACCUGAACCGCAGCCUGCAGAAGCCAACCACCUAUGAGGCCAGUCCUAGAAUACUGAAAAAAUGGGAGCAGAUAUUUCAGGAGCGUCAGAUCAAAAAGACUCUCUCCAAAGCAACCCUUACGUCCUUGGCUUCGGAGCCUGGGGAAGACGUGGUGGUUCCUGACAUCACCAACUCCAGCAGCUGCACUAAAGAGCAGCCACAAGUGCAGGAGGAUCACCUUCCCCCUGACACAAUAGGAGAGCCUCGCCCUGAGCUGGAUUUCUUCCCUUCUGUCAGUGAAGUGAAGCUGGGGAGGGGGACUGAGAAGAACAGGGGUUCACAGGCCUUAACCACUGAUGAGGGUGCAGCUGAACCAGAUGUGAGAUCAAGUGUAACCUCCCUAAACACACGCGUGGCUGAAGUCCCUGACCUAAAGGUGAAUGCAUUCAUGGACAAAUCCUGUCUCAGCCUGGGCCCGAAAGUGCUGAGCAGGAGACUCAUGGGCAUCAGCGCAUCGCUGCCUGACAGCAGCACGCUCGCAGUCCCCAUCAAGCCAGCGGGGAAAAAGCAGCUGAAAUACCUGAACAACAGUGAGCUGAUCAACGUCCAGAACAGCACCUGCAACUCCGUGGAGAACAUCAUCGGGGAGCAGCCGCCGCUGCUGCGGCGGGGCCGGAAGAGACGCUGCAAAACAAAGCACCUGGAGCACAACGGCUCCGUCAAAAGACUGAGGCACGUGGCAGGGGAGGUGGGCCUGCCUCCGGAGGUUCGGGACGUGGAGCAGAAGCUCCAGCAAGAGGAGGAGGACAGGAGGCUGGCCCUGCACCUGCAGCGGAUUUUCGACAGCGAGAACAGGACAGUGGACAGGCGGAAAGUCCGCGUGGAUCGGUACCUGCUGCGGUCCAAGAGCACGCUGGGUGCCAAGUAGCACUGCUGGACGAUGUUGCCUUUCUAGAGGACGAUGGGGUUUAUCAGAUUAUCUUAUAGGAAAACUAUUUUUUGCCCUACGUCACCCACGCAGUUGUUUUUUCGUUACGGUGGUGAGACAUUGCUAGGUCCAGUUCAGAGAGAAGCCAGCGUCCUUUCAGAUUAAAAAAAGAGAGAGUGUGAGAAAAAAAAUCCUCCAGUCCUCUCUGGUCCAUUGGUCUGAAGGAAUUGUCUGUCAUCCCUGUGAAUACACUGCAAGGCCUCCACAGGCAGAUGGGCAGACCUGGGAUCCCCAGCUAGGAGGGUUGUGAAUAUGGGGUAUGAGGACCAUCCCUUGCCAAGAGAAAUAUGAGCUCUGCUCAUAGAAAUUGUCUGAGAGUCUUCUCCUCUCUGCCUGCCCCAUUUUCUCCCUCAGGCUGCAUCUGGUUGUGGGGUCAGCCUCUUAUCCAUGCUCUGUAUUUCUCCUGGGGAGUUCUAAACAGAGCCCACCCGUAGUACUUCCAAAUGAAUGUAUCUCACUGUCUGCAGCAGCAGUACAGAUCAUUCGUCACUUUCUUGAAGCAGAAAGCCAAAUGCAGUGAAAAGAAAGACCUAAAACAAGGAUUUUACUGGAAAACCUGAUAGGGGUUUGUAAUUUCAUGUUCCUGACAGGAGAGAGAGCUCAGGUGGAACAGCUGGAGCCACAUGCUGAGCAUUGGGACCCCAGGAGCUUUUCUCCCAGUCCAUGUCUUUUCCAAACCAUGUUCUUCCCUGUAGUAUUGAAGAAAGGGAAACACUGUUCAGGGAGUUUCUGGAAGGAUGUCCUCCCAGCUGCCACGUCCCUUGCUCAGUUGAGAGCAGUCUCGGCACAGCCAAGGCCUGUCCUUGCCUGUCCCAGAGGAGCAUCCCGAGAGAUCUGGGCAUUGCUGUGCUCUCCAGGCAGCUGACAGGAUGGGAGCCCAGCUGUCCUGAGGGCUGCCCUGCCCCUGCUCCAGCUUCCUGGCUUCAGCUCACACCACUAAGAAAGCUCAGGUGAGUGAUGCACUAAACUUCCAGGCACGAGGCUGCCUGGGGCAGAGCUGGCUCGGAGCCUGGGCUUGGUGGAGCGUGUGUUCUCUGCCCAGGUGUGGCAGGCCACCCUCUGAGUGUUCCUAACCCUCUUCCAUGGAUUAAUCUCAUGGAUUAUUUCCAGUAACAUAGCUCAAAAAGUACCCUUCCAACUCAGUCCGUGGCAGCUGCCUUGCAGAGUAUUCACAGGGACCCUCGAGGCCCAGGGGGACCUUUGGGACAGGGCGUGUGGCUUUGCCUGUCCUGCCCCCAUGUGCCACGUGGCAGGGGUGUUCUUGGGAUGAGCACAGUGCAGGGGCAAACUUCCCGCUGGAUCCUGUGAAGGGAGGGCAGCCAGUGCACAUCAGUAGCCAGAUCUGAUCCAAGACAACUGCGUUGCCCAAUUUCCUCUGUCUGAAAAUGGUUGAAUUUCCUCCCUCCAUCUUAAACAGUCAAAAAGAAAACAGGAACUGGUUUUCUUUUUCACUGCAAGGACCCUGGCAGGCUUUUUCCCCCUAAUUGAACUGGAUUUUAAAAGAAACAAAAAAAACAGAAAAAAAGAAAAAAGAAAUCUUAUAUUUUAUUGGGUAAAAUUUAUAUAUUUUAAAUACUAUAUUUCAACAGAUCAACACUUUUGUUUUGAGAAAUCUUAUAGCAAUGAUUCCAUAAUAUAUAUCUCUAUCUCUGUAUCUCCUUGCCACACAAACUACUGGAUGGUUCAGGUUGUACCGGGGCUGGUGAGCCCUGGCCUGCUCUGCCUUCCUGGCACUCCAGGCCCUCUCCUGCGCCUCAGCCUUGGCAGGUGCUGCUUGAAGCAGGCGCUUCGGACCCAAACCAAAACCUGCUCCUCUGUCCAGCUGUGCAUUAGAAGGAAAUUAAGGAAUUAGAACUUUGGCUGGACCCAGAAGAACAGCACAGAGGGAAGUAGUGAUGGCCUGGAUGUGCCCUCGGAGCUCAGGAGGGAAAGCCGCAGCUUUAACUCGGAAUCCAUGCUGGUUUUCCCAACGUUUUGAGCUGCAGUAUGCACUUCCCAGGUGCAGUUAGAUUUAGAAUUAUUUUUACAGGCCCCCUUUUCUGUGGCUCAUCCCUGGAACCCCAAACACACUUCCCUAAACAGUUUCCUUUUUUCUCGUGGUGUUUGUGGGGGUUCAGCUGGGGCUGGGCUGCUUACACCACAAAAAAAUGGAUUUACACGCUGAAUGUAUCUUUUCUUUCCCCUCUUAAAACAGAUUUCACAGCCCAAUGCACUAUGCCAGUGUCUUAAAUACCUUCUUUUGAAAAGAUUUUAAAAGUGUUUAGGGGUUUGUGCGUUAAUUUCCUGAUCCCAAAUCCAAGCCGGGCAGAAGUGUAGGGGGCAGUGCCUGGGCUGGAGCUUGUCCCCACCCAAAAAAAACUUCAUGGGACCUCCUGGCUGCCUCCAAAACAGAGAUCC